CUCAGCUGGACCUCACGCUACAUUCUGUCCGGCCUUGAUUCGUCGACCAGCCGUCAUGCAACCGAUACGCACUUUCCAUUCAGUGGAUUCCUCGAUCAUCUCUCGAUGAACGUCACUACUGAAGCGCUAUGGAUCCGUCGUUGUUUGGCGUUUACGCCAGCCGAGCCUCAGUCAGCUGUCACUCCGAAAAAAGCUCGGCUUGACUCGCCCUGCAGUCCACUUUCACAGAGCAGCACUGUCUCGUCAACUCAGCUGUCCAGUCCUCAAGCAUCACCGGCUCGAAAACUGGCGAAACCGAUUCCGGACGAGAAAAAGGAUGAGGCCUACUAUGAAAGACGCCGACGGAACAACGACGCAGCGAAACGAUCCAGGGAUGCCAGGCGCUUCAAGGAAGAGCUCAUCGCUGAACGAGCCACUCGUCUUGAACAAGAAAACGGCCAGCUUCAGACACAACAGCUAUCAGCUGUGACAGCUACAAAGGCGGACAACAAGAGCGAGUCUAUUGACGCGCUUUUGCACAAUACCCGCACUACAGUACUUCCAAGUGACAUGGAAGUGCAACCCUGA
Molecule: messenger RNA, 567 nt
Organism: Ostertagia ostertagi
Lineage: Eukaryota; Metazoa; Nematoda; Chromadorea; Rhabditida; Trichostrongylidae
Source: the annotation of a GenBank genome assembly